GCAGGUGUAGAAAUGGUUGGCACGAAACCCAUGGACGUCAUGGUGCCCUCUCAGGCAGUUAAGUUCUUCGGAGCAGGCACAGCCGGCUGCAUUGCUGACCUCAUCACCUUUCCCCUGGAUACUGCCAAAGUCAGACUACAGAUUCAGGGAGAGGCUAGUAAAAUCGAAGGGGCCAGUGCAACAAAGUACCGAGGAGUGUUUGGCACCAUCAUAACCAUGGUGCGCACAGAGGGGCCCAGGAGUCUUUACAACGGCCUGGUGGCAGGACUCCAAAGGCAGAUGAGCUUCGCUUCCGUCCGAAUCGGCCUUUACGACUCCAUGAAGCAAUUUUACACACGAGGCACUGACAGCGCUGGGAUUGUGACUCGGCUCAUGGCAGGGUGCACCACUGGAGCCAUGGCUGUGGCUUUUGCCCAACCAACAGAUGUGGUGAAGGUGCGUUUCCAAGCCCAGGUACGAACGGCUGAUGGUGUCAGGAGGUACAACAGCACCCUAGAUGCCUACAGGACGAUUGCGCGAACUGAAGGGAUAAGGGGCCUUUGGAGAGGCUGCAUGCCCAACAUCACUCGUAACGCCAUCGUAAACUGUGCAGAGCUGGUGACCUAUGACAUGAUCAAGGAACUCAUCCUGAAGUAUGAUCUAAUGACAGACAACCUGCCCUGCCACUUCACAGCUGCUUUUGGUGCAGGCUUCUGCACAACAGUUGUCGCCUCUCCUGUGGAUGUGGUCAAAACACGGUUCAUGAACUCAGGACCUGGCAAGUACAGCAGCGCAAGCAACUGUGCUCUCACCAUGCUGAGAAAUGAAGGACCCAACGCUUUUUAUAAAGGGUUCAUGCCUUCUUUCUUGCGACUUGGGUCCUGGAACAUUGUGAUGUUUGUGACGUAUGAACAGAUUAAAAGACAAAUGACCAAGGCACAGCACAGCUGGGAGUCGCCAUUUUGA
Limanda limanda (common dab) is the source of this 945-nucleotide messenger RNA. Its product is annotated as dicarboxylate carrier SLC25A8-like. The transcript has 6 exons. Bases 13 to 945 code for a protein of 310 amino acids. Gene Ontology annotation, molecular function: oxidative phosphorylation uncoupler activity. Lineage: Eukaryota; Metazoa; Chordata; Actinopteri; Pleuronectiformes; Pleuronectidae. The record is from RefSeq and is a predicted model, not a curated record. Gene Ontology annotation, cellular component: mitochondrial membrane. Gene Ontology annotation, biological process: mitochondrial transmembrane transport; mitochondrial transport; response to cold.